This is a messenger RNA of Brassicogethes aeneus, 4884 nucleotides long. NCBI's taxonomy places the organism in Eukaryota, Metazoa, Arthropoda, Insecta, Coleoptera, Nitidulidae. The record is from the annotation of a GenBank genome assembly.
CCCAAGUAACACGACGUGACGGCAUUCUACUAGAUUUCACGAAAUCGUCACGCUCGUUCUUUAUAAAGUACAUUUUUAUAUAAAUACGUUAUCAAAAUGAAGGUGACGCCUGCGUCACUUCUAAAUUUUUGACGGAACCGUGAAGAUUUUUCGUUAUAAAGUAACUUUUUAAAUAGAUACUUCAUAGAAAAUUUGUGACGUUUGCAGUGCACUUUAUUCGUGACGUUUUCGUGUUUUUAGGAACGAGAUCUCUCGAGAGAGGGCGUUUUAUAACCUUCUUUAUCUCUGUCAGAUUCUCUGGUCAGCCAUUUUCAUUGUCGUUGUUUUGUAGAGAGGCUGCCCCACACACGUGCUGCGUUUUUGUUGUUAUCAUUUGUUCUUAUUCAAUGGUUUAUAGAUAAGGUUGGCAACGAAAGCUUGGUUUUCCCGAUGACAGGUGACAGAAAAUGUAAAAAUUAAGACAUGGCGGGUUUUCGGGCAACAGACAAGGCUUUAUUCCCGAUAAAAAACAUAAAAACGGUGGUGCAGCUGUUCAGAAAUCAGCUGGAGCACUCGCAGGAGCCGGAUCUAUCUUUGUUAUCGAUUGUCGCAGGCGUAAUCGAAAAUUCCUUGACAAGCCGGUCGAAUUUACAAAUUUGCGAGCCAGUGGAACACAAUUGCCUCCCGAAUUUGGAUCUGGAAACGAUUACUUUGAUGUACAGUAAGUUUCAGACGAUAAUAAAGAAUGCAGUGGAGGUUAACAAACAAAGGAAAUACGCCACAAGAGAGUUGGUUAAGAAAGUCUCCGAUGUUAUAUGGAACAGUUUGACUAGGAGUUAUUACAAGGACAGGGCUCAUUUGCAGAGCUUGUACAGCUAUUUGAGCGGCAGUAAGUUGGAUUGUUUUGGCGUUGCGUUUGCAGUGGUUGCAGGCUGUCAAGUUUUGGGUUAUAAUGAUGUACACUUGGCGCUAUCCGAGGAUCAUGCCUGGGUUGUGUUUGGUGAGAACGGAAGUGAGACGGCGGAAGUAACAUGGCACGGAAAAGGAAAUGAAGAUAAAAGGGGUCAGGAAAUAGGCAAAGGCGUGUCCUCGCGAUCGUGGCUGUACGUCAACAACAAACCCGUAGUUUGCACCAGACACAUGGAGGUGGCAGCACUGGUGUCGGCCAUAAACCCCUCCCUCAACUCCAACCAGGACGCCUACGAGGUGUCCGAGCUGCAACAAGAGUUGCUAUGGCUGCUGUACGACCUGGGGCACCUGAAGAAGUACCCGAUGGCGAUCGGCAAUCUGGGGGACUUGGAGGAGAUAUCCUCGAGGGAGGGGAGAGUGGAAUGCCGGGUGUUGUUCGAGGAGGCCAUAAAGUCGUCGAGAAGUUACUACAACAACCAGCACGUGUACCCCUACACGUAUCAGGGGGGCUACUUUUACCGCAACAAAAUGUACAAAGAGGCGUUCGAGAGUUGGGCGAACGCCAGCGACGUCAUUCGGCUCUACAACUACUCCAGGGACGACGAGGAGAUAUACAAGGAGUUUCUGGAGAUCGCGAACGAGUUGAUACCGCACAUAAUGAAGAUCGAGAGCUCGGGUUUCAGCGCCAACACGAUCCUGAAGAAGCCGGAGUGUUUCGCGCACCUGCUGAGGUUCUACGACGGCAUCUGUCAGUGGGAGGAGGGCAGCGCCACGCCCGUGCUGCACAUCGGCUGGGCGAAACCGCUCGUCAACACGAUAUCGAAGUUCGACGCAGACGUCAGAGCUCAGGUCAACAUUCUUUGCGACACGGUGCAGGACGGUGCGAAGAAGAACGCCGGUAUCUGCAACAACAACAACAACAACAACUACGAAAAAGAAAACGGCGCUCAGACGGAAACCAAAGACGAAAAGGACACGAAUUUUCCGACCAUCGAAGCUCUGACGGCCGCUUGCUCGGAAAAAUUACUCAACCCCGAGUUUUUGUUGCAAGGCGAUGGGUCACCGUUCGUUGGGGGCGACGAACCAAAAGACAAAGCAGGCGCCGAAGUUUCGACCAACGGCAAGCCGGGAACGUCGAAGGUCGUCGUGGCCGAAGUGAAGCCGGAAACGCCCGAAGAAGAAACCGUGCCAGUAUCCAUACAUCCCACCGUCAUUUUGCACAGCCAAAAGAUGAAGGAACUGAAAGAUUUACUGUUGGCGGAAAAGUUAAACACGCAUGCCAUUUCCUUGCAUUUGACUGCGCAAUCUCAGGUACAGAUAGGUAAGAAAACUAGAGGUGAUAGUAGUGAUAGCGUGCGCCCGAAAAGGACGCGACGAGAUUAAAGGUAAGCUAAGUUUUUGACUGUAUACAACGGUAUAAAUUGGGUAAAUUUGAGUAGAGGGCGCUUUGUAAGCCGUCAUUUUUAAUUUUUUACGACAAACCUAGAGAAAAUGGCGAUUUAACAAAGCUUUACAUAAACUAUUAUAAUAAUCAAUGUAUUUAUAAUGAAAAACUUAUGUAUUUAAGUAAUAAUCAUUUUUAAGUAGUAGUUGAGAGAUGGUAAAGUAAAAAUCUAAGUGUGUUUUUAGUACAAGUUACACCUCAGUACAAUCAUCUGCUGUAUGCUUGUCUAUUUAAUAAUUUUCACCAAUUUAUACACAACAACACAAUUUUUGGGGUAUGUACUUAAUAUUUUUAGUUAUUAUUUUUAUAUAUAGAUGCAAUAUUUUGUUUUUGUGUAUGUUGAGUACGAAAACGUUGUGUAUGGUACGAUGUUUGCAGCAGCAAUUGUUCAAGGUCAUUUUGUCAAGCUUUGACAGUUAUGACCUUGAUAUAUUGUGUUUGUACACGAAAAGUAUUUGUUUUUAAACCUUGCCAUUUUAAUUAACAAUACAACAGUAUUAUACGUUUUAUUUCUUUUAUUUUUUAAUUAAAGAACUGAUUUAUUUUAUUUUUACUAACUAUUUAUGUUUAUAAUGAAUCUCUGAAGCUUUUUGAUGCUUUUAAGCACGUUAUUAUUAAUAUUAUUAUUUUAUUAACUAUUGCACCUAUGCUUGUUCAAAACGCCUAAAAAUAAUGCACUUUUGUUUUUAGUAACGCGUCUUAGGUUCGUGUUUUAUUGGAAUAUGACAAACUAUUUAAUUUAAAUGUUAAAAACUAAAUCGGGAAUCUCAAAUUAUUUUUGUUUGCCAAAUUCCCAACAAAAAACGAACUAUAUUUCUGUUUCACUGUUUUAGUCUUUUAGAUUAGUUGUUGUAUACACUAUACAUUCCUUGUGAUCACAUCACAAUUAUUAGUAUUUUAAUUGUUAAGCAAUGCAUAGAUAUAUGCAUUUAAAUGUUUUUAAGUACUAAAAAAUGCGGUUUUUUGCCAUAACAGUAAAAAACGUAAUUUUGAAGUCAAACUUGUGCUAUUUAUUAUGUAUUUUAUUGAAUGUUAAUGUUAAGGUUACAAACAGGAUUUUCUCCAGUGAUUUUAGUUUAGUUUUUAAAAUAACUCAACCCCACUGUAAUAGCAAAACAAUAGAAUAGAGUCUUAUAUUUUUUUAUUGCAUGUUCUUACGAUCACAACUAAUUUUAGACAUCACAGAGGGCGUACCAACCCCCUGAUUAUCGCAAUACCCGCUUAAUUUUCCUAAUAUAUCUUCAAUGUAAAAUAGCAACAAUAGCAAAAUAGUGGUGAAAUUAAAUUGUUAUGCUACUUGCACCAGUGACAAUAAUAUUGCAUGUAAUCUGGGUGUAAUUUUUGUUUCUGUGAUUUUAUACAAUGUGGAGGAGUAAUCAAAAUAUAGUACGUUCACAAUUACAAAAUUAUCGGUAUUUACUUUGCGUGUCGAUUUUUUUAAAUUAUGGAUGUGUAAUUUGGACAUUAUGUUGAUAAUAACUUUUAUAAACAUCAUGCCAAAUUUGAUACAUAUUUGACAAGUCGAUUUUGAGGUAUACGCAUUUUUGCGAAUAUCAAGGCUUUUUUGUUUUGUGAAUGUGCUAUAGCAGAUACAUUGCAAUAUUAUCCUAAUUUUAAAUAUUUAAGGUCACAAAUUAUUUAAUUUUGCCUUAAUAAUAGUAAAUUGCUUUGUAUGAAGUGUGAGAUGGUACAAUAAAAAAGGCUAGGAAUGGUUUUGGACGUUUGCCAAAUUUAUUUACUUAAACGAUAUUUAUUAGUGAUUGAAUUGAAAAAACAAUAAUUUAGUUGAAAAAUAACAUUCCGCAUUUUUUGGUUCAAGAGCUCACCUCUUCUGUUGGUACCUUGACAGCAAGGUAGUCUGAUGAUUUAAUUAUUGUUUUUUCAUUGUGAUUAACGGUUGAACAAAUUAAUUUUAAGUUUUAUCUCGAUUUUAUGAAUCUUCAGGUGUAGUUUUUAAGUAUUUUUGUUAGUACAUAAACAAUUAUGUACCACAAUAAAAAUUAAUUAAAUUAAAUUAUUGUAGUCUGUGAUGAAAAGGGUGACUAAUGAGUAACAUAUUUUGUAGAGAUAGAAAUAUUAUUAAUACAUGUAUUUUUCUAACCGAAGAAGUAAAAUUUAUUAUCGUAUAUCUUCCAACUUAAUUUGUUGAUUAAAAAAAUGUUGAAUUUGAAAUGGAGUUUAACCAAAGUGUUUGGAUUAAUAUUGUCUAAGUAUUGUUAUAUUUCCCCCAUAGUUAUUGUACAACAGGUUUAGAUUUUUUUGUCAUUUAUGCCCACAAAUAUCAAUAAAAUCUUAUGCAUACAAACAAGUGCAUUAUUUACCUUAUCUUUAUUCAAAAAACUAUUAUAUACAAUUUAAAUAACACAACCUUAACGCACUGGUAUCCAUGGUUGGAACAUAUCUCCAAUCUUCUUCCUUUCAUAGGCAGGGAAGUCCUCUGGGUGCAAUGUAAUGUAGUGACGAUACACAGCAUCUCUAUCAGCCAAAUAUCGAUUCCUAAUCUCAUCCAUCUUCCAACCAAUCCCGACCCCAGCAGCCCCGCCAAUAAUAUG